Molecule: messenger RNA, 6150 nt
Organism: Scomber japonicus (chub mackerel)
Lineage: Eukaryota; Metazoa; Chordata; Actinopteri; Scombriformes; Scombridae
Product: exostosin-1a-like
Exons: 11
Coding region: 913-3138 (741 amino acids)
Cellular component (GO): membrane
Molecular function (GO): glycosyltransferase activity
Source: RefSeq, a predicted model, not a curated record
CCUAACAGCACCUCUUGUUUUCGUGUUGUGUGAGCCACCGCUUGAACACUAACACAUGACUAGAGAAGUUUCCUGAGAAAUUACCCGUUUUCGUUUGACGAGAAGAGCGAAAGAGAAGUUGUGUACCCACGAAGAGACAUGUUUUUUCGGAAGGAGAAAGCGGACUGCCCGGCUGUCUUUGACUUCCAACCAGCGGUAAAGCUACUUUGAAGAGCUAACAAGCUAACUGGGAAUGUUUUCCCAAACUAGCCAGUCAGUUAGCUUGUUAGCUAGCUAAAUCGGCUGGAGAAAUUCCCCGUAUAGAGACAGCAAAAACGGAUAUAAUGAUACUUUUCAUCUUUGGAGACGUUCAGUUAAAGAGCUGAGGCGACGUCGGAGACCGGGUGUGUUGAAUGUUUGGAGCUCCAGUGCCCGCUUGGUAGCCAAUUUCUAGUAACUUACGGACAAUUGUUAACUGUCCAGGCAACAAGUCAGGCUCCUAGUGCUGCUUUACACUCAAGUUUUUACUCGUUUUUCACAAUGUUGUUGUUAGUGGCCGCACGGGUUUGUAAGCUAGAAAGACACAGUGUGGUGAAAAUGAACAUUAAGCGCAAAGCAAAGAUGACGCUAUACGAAGGAAAGUAGGCUGCUCCUCAGAUCUGGACCCUCUCUGUAUAUGAGAAACUUUUUGCCAGCUAAUCAAUAAACUGUUGACGAGGAGACGAGGUGGAUGAACAUUAUAAGUCGCCCACAUGCGUUGGAUCAGUUCCCGGACUUGUGAAAGGCAUCUGAAGCAGAAGGUGGGAGACGUGAGCGCACAACCCUUGCAGCCCGCGGGAAGAUGGCGGAGCGUUCCCGCAGGAGGUGGUGAAACCAAAACUUGGGGACUUCUUGGAUUUAUCACCAGACAUCAAAUCCCAGAUCGUAGGACACAUGCAGGCCAAAAAACGGUACUUAAUUCUGUUCUCAGCCGGUGCUUGUCUCAUUCUGUUGUUUUGUUUUGGGGGGAUACAAGUCCCGCUAUCCAGGCGGGGUCCCAGCCGGCGUGAUGACCGUAGCCUCACCGGUUAUCACCCCGGGGCGCGGUGGCGUCGCGUCCCGGGAAUACUGCAGCCUUACAGCACAUGGGAGCGAGACUGGAGCGACGAUCACAACGGACACAUAUCUCCUAGGCAGAAGAGGGACGCCAACUCAGGCGUUAACUCUGGGAAACGCUGCAGGAUGGACUCCUGUUUUGAUUUCACCCUCUGUGAGAGAAAUGGAUUCAAAGUUUACGUCUACCCCCAGCAGAAAGGGGAGAAGAUGUCAGAGAGCUAUCAGAACAUUUUGUCCUCUAUUGAAGGGUCCAGGUUCUUUACACCUGACCCAGGACAGGCAUGUCUGUUUGUCCUGAGUUUGGACACUCUGGACCGGGACCAGCUUUCACCCCAAUAUGUGCACAACCUGAAAGCAAAAAUCCAGAGCCUCCCUUUGUGGAACGGGGGCAAAAACCACAUCAUCUUCAACUUGUACUCUGGCACCUGGCCAGACUAUACAGAAGACCUCGGCUUUGACAUCGGCUUCGCCAUGUUGGCCAAAGCCAGCAUCAGCACCGAGAACUUUCGGCCCAACUUUGAUGUUUCCAUCCCUCUUUUCUCUAAAGACCACCCUAGGACAGGAGGGGAAAGGGGCUACCUGAAACAUAACACCAUUCCCCCUUAUAGGAAAUACAUGCUUGUUUUCAAGGGGAAGAGGUAUUUAACUGGAAUAGGUUCAGAUACUAGGAAUGCUUUAUAUCAUGUUCAUAACUCAGAAGACGUGGUGCUCCUCACCACAUGUAAGCAUGGGAAGGACUGGCAGAAGCACAAGGAUGCACGCUGUGAUAAAGACAACGCAGAAUAUGACAAGUAUGACUACAGAGAGAUGCUGUACAACUCCACUUUCUGUCUGGUACCUCGAGGACGACGGCUGGGUUCCUUUCGCUUCUUAGAGGCUUUGCAGGCAGGCUGUGUGCCAGUGAUGCUGAGUAAUGGCUGGGAGCUGCCCUUCUCAGAGAUCGUCGACUGGAAUACAGCAGCUGUGAUAGGGGAUGAAAGGCUGCUACUCCAGAUCCCUUCGACAGUGCGUUGCAUCCACCAGGAUAAGAUCCUGUCCCUGAGACAGCAGACUCAGUUCCUAUGGGAGGCCUACUUCAACUCUGUGGAGAAGAUAGUGCUGACCACAUUGGAGAUCAUUCAGGACCGGGUGCUGCAGCACACCUCAAGGAGUACUCUCAUGUGGAACAGUCUGCCCGGAGGUCUUUUUACCCUGCCUCAGUACUCUACAUAUCUGAGAGACUUCCCCUUCUACUACGCUAAGCUGGGUGUCAAGCCAUACUCCAAGUUUACAGCUAUCAUUCAUGUGGUGACCCCGCUGGUCUCCCAGUCCCAGCCAGUCAUGAAGCUGCUUGUGGCUGUGGCCAAAUCCCAGUACUGUGCUCAGGUGAUAGUUUUGUGGAACUGUGACAAGCCUCUUCCUGCCAAGCACCGCUGGCCUGCCACCUCAGUCCCUGUCAUUGUUAUAGAAAGCAAGGUAAUAGGCAGCCGCUUUCUGCCCUACGACACCAUCCCCACUGAUGCUGUACUCAGUCUGGAUGAGGACACUGUGCUCUCCACCACAGAGGUGGACUUCGCCUUCACAGUGUGGCAGAGUUUCCCAGACCGCAUUGUUGGUUACCCAGCCCGCAGCCACUUCUGGGACAGCAACAAAGAGCGCUGGGGCUACACUUCCAAAUGGACCAAUGAUUACUCCAUGGUGCUGACUGGGGCUGCCAUCUAUCACAAAUACUACCACUACUUGUACACCACAUACCUUCCAGCCAGUCUGAAGACUAUGGUUGACCAGAUGUCGAACUGCGAGGACAUUCUGAUGAAUUUCCUCGUGUCCUCCGUCUCUAAGCUACCACCCAUCAAGGUCACCCAGAAGAAACAAUACAAAGAGACCAUGAUGGGACAGAGUUCCCGGGCGUCUCGCUGGGCCGACCCGGACCACUUUGCCCAGCGUCAGACCUGCAUGAACAAGUUUGCCAGCUGGUUUGGCACCAUGCCCCUGGUCCAUUCUCAGAUGAGGCUGGACCCAGUCCUCUUUAAAGACCAGGUGUCCAUACUGCGGAAGAAGUACAGGGAUAUAGAGAGGCUAUAACCUUCCAGAGCCCUCUCGCUCUCUGGACACAAUGGAGACGGAGCGAGGGGGCGGACACGUAGAGAAACGCAGAGGCUUUCCAUGAUUGCAUGGAUGAUCAAUGGAGAAGCAGCUGGGAUUGGGUACAGCGGGGGAGCGGAGGAACAAGAAACUAGAACAGAUGUAGAGGACACCACAUCUGUUGGUCUCCUCUGUUAUGUCCUUCAUACUUCCUUUCUGCCCCUUUCUCUUGUGUGUAUUGAAGGGGGGGGGGGGGGGGUUAGCUGAGCACACAGGUCCUACUGUGACUACCACCCACUGAAAGACACCUGAUGACUUAAAACUGCUUUGAACUGAAGCGGCUAAAGUCAUUGAGUUGGAAGUCAUAGCUUGCUGCUUCAGUGUCCCAACAGUGGCAAAACACUCCCAAACUUCAACCCGCUAUAAAAGACUGUACACUAUGCACAGGUUCAUGAAAGUUUUUGCUGACAGGAUAUUAUUGAUAAUUACGACUAUGAAGAGGAUAACACUAUUUUGGAUGUGUUUAGCUAUUUUUUUUAUACGGUGAAUGAGUGGCCAGCACUACACUCUCUGUAAUGUCUUAAUUAAAAAAAAACAAAAACAAAUAGCAGGAAUGACAACCCCUCAACCACAGAACUGAGUUAUAAUAGUUGAUCUGACAUUCACAGUGCCUCAAGUUUUAUCCAGUGGCGUCACUAUCUUGGGAGUUUGGGGUUAAAAAAAAAAAGAAAGACACGGUGCAGGACAAGCACCUUGGUCUUGCUGCUUUCUGUUAUGUUUUAUUCAUGAGUUGUGAUUUUCUUUAUAAUUGAUGGAAUUAUGGAUCUUUGUAGUAACUUCUUCUUCAGGUCAGCAUUCACGUGUCACUGAAGUUUAAGGAAAAUGUAUUUUGAUUCAAAUGAAACAAACAAAAUCGUAAUCAUGUGCCAUUCUGUACAAAUAAUUUCCUGGUAAAUAAUAUAACUGUCUAGUAUCCACCUGAGUAAAUUCUAUGGGCGGACCCACUUUUUGUUGUCCCUUUUCAUUGUCACAGCACAUCCUCAUUGUGUCCCUAUAUUUGUUCAGGGUUAUGUGACAAGCAACAAUUGGUACUUGAAUAGGUGCUGGCCUGAAGAACAAUAGAGGAUCAUAUGAGUUGCCUUGGGUAGUUAUGGGAGCUUGGCUGAGCUUGCCAAUUGAGCUAACUAAUGGUCUGUUAGACACACAAGCCACUGUGAAAGCGAGGGAAUUGAUUUUUUUUUUUGGGGUUAGGUCAGUAAGUGAUAUUUACAGUAUAUACAGUUAUUGUCUCUAUGCCAUAAACCCAAUUUCAUUUUGUCCACUGACAUUGAAGUUUGUCUGUACUACACACUGAUGAGAACUGGAGAUCAAUGUGUAGGUGACUGACAUCACUCUAAAUCAAAGUUGGUAUCAUAGUCAGUUAGACUACUAUAUUUCCCCCACUCCUUAUGAGCAAAUAUGACUGAAUACACAAGAGUUCUCAUCAAGAUACUGUAGAAAAGGCCUAGCAGAAAGUUCCAGUGUAUUUGCAGAAUACCAAUUUGCAUUUCACAGAUUUAAGCAGCCAUUCAUCUCUGCUAGAGUCAGAUUUGCAAUGUGCUACUCUACUUGGGCCACAUUCAAGCUGCAAAAUGUAAAUCCAACAUGUUGAGACGCAUGUUGUUUAAUUUAGUUUGUCUCAUGAAUGACAUCUUGAUCAGUGUCUGCAUGUUCUUCUAAAUCUGACACGCAUAUCUCUUGUAUUGCAAAUCUAUACAUCCACCGCCAAGUUUUUUAGGAAAAGAUGAAAUUGGGUUUUGUCUGCUGGGUGAGUGGAAUAAUUGGCAUAUUUCUGUCUUGAUAUGUCAUGUCAGGUUGUCGGAAAAUGUUAAUGUAAUUGGAUUCAUUUAGAAUGAGCACCCAUGUUUUCAAAUCACUGUGCAUCAUCAAGUUAAAGUUGAACUAACUGUCCACGAUGUGUCCCUAUCAAGUCAAUGAGGAGUCUGACCACACCUGUCACCACACCUCAGUUAGCAGCUUCAGCUUUAUAUUGGUGGAAAUUAAAACAACUUUGGUAAGCCUCGCAAACCUGUACACUUUACCCCAAUAUGUGCCAAUAGAUUGUUUCUGGUUUUGUUUUUAUUUUCAUCUCUGAUAUGAGGAAUGCCAUGCAUUCCCAUAUUUAUUUGCUUUGUUUAAGUAUUUCCUGUCUUUAUAAGAAAGUAAUAUGUGAGAAAGAGGGGGAGGGAAAGGAAGGGGACGGGUGUAUGUGUGAGGAAGUUGCUGCAUGGUGUUUUUCAUCACUGAGAAUGUGCUGACAGCAAAUAAACAAUCCUAGUAUUACUAAACACAGCACUAUCAAGACAAGUGAAUACGGUUGUAAACAGAAUCACAUUUCAGAAUUGAACUAGGUGCAAUAUUUAAGAAAACAUUUUCUCUAUCUUUUUCUUUUUUCUUCCCUUGUGUUGUCUCAGAGGGCAGGGGGUUAUAUAUUGAUGUGCCUUCAGAAGAAAAUACACUUGUGAGGUUGUUUUUUUCCCCCAUCUGCCUUGUGCAAGAAACUGGUCUCUGUUUUCAUUUCACAGUAGGUUAUUUUUUGUUUUCUGUAUCCAGUAACUCCUACCGGCUCCCUAAAUGAUUUUGUUUAACACUGGAACACUACUAAGACUUAUUGACACACAUUUGUUACUGACAUUCCUUCCUUUUCUGUUGUAGGAAAUCUUUUCAACGUCUUGUUUGACUCUCACUGACACGCUGACUACCUUGUAUUAUUAUACUUGCUAAGUUCCACUUUGUGGUUGUCUCAGGUAUAGUAAUACAUGUCAUACAUAAUUCUCACAUGCAUAAACGCACAGUAUUUAUCAGAAAGGAUUGUUUCUCGACUGAAUCUCUGCCUGCUUCCCUCACUCUCUUCCGUAACUUCAGACCCUAAUUUUAUAGAGAUUAAAAUGGAAAGAUAGAGGAAAAAUCGCAAUUUUGUAAAAGAAUUUUAUAAAAACAAAACAAAAAAAAAUCAACAAAUAAAAUGUUUGA